AUGCAUCUCCCCAAGGCCAUCUCACACGGCCACCUCCACACGGCCAUCUCCACGGCCACCUCCACACGGCCUCUCCCCGGCCAUCUCCACAGCCCUCCCACACGCGCCAUCUCCCAGGCCAUCUCCACACGGCCAUCUCCCCAAGGCCAUCUUCCCAGGCCAUCUCCACAGCCACCUCACACAGCCCAUCUCCCAAGGCCAUCUCCCAAGGCCAUCUCCCACAGCCACCUCCACACGUCCCAAAGGCCAUCUCCAGCCCACCUCACACGGCCAUCUCCCCAAGGCCAUCUCCCCAGGCCAUCUCCCAGGCCACCUCCACAGCCACCUCCACAGGCCACCUCCACGGCCAUCUCCACGGCCACCUCCACACGGCCACCUCCACGGCCACCUCCCACACGGCCAACUCCCCAAGGCCAUCUCCACACGGCCACCUCCACACGGCCAUCUCCCAGGCCAUCUCCCAAGGCCAUCUCCCCAAGGCCACCUCCACAAGGCCACCUCCACAGCCACCUCCACACGGCCAUCACACGGCCACCUCCACACGGCCACCUCCACACGGCCAUUCACACCAAGAUACCCCCAAUAUUCCUCCAUGUCUUCAUUCUGCUCCUCCCCGUGAGUCUUAUUGAGCCACAGAGAAUAUAA
Molecule: messenger RNA, 645 nt
Organism: Homarus americanus (American lobster)
Lineage: Eukaryota; Metazoa; Arthropoda; Malacostraca; Decapoda; Nephropidae
Product: extensin-like
Exons: 1
Coding region: 1-645 (214 amino acids)
Source: RefSeq, a predicted model, not a curated record